Messenger RNA from Baudoinia panamericana UAMH 10762, 630 nucleotides. RefSeq lists its product as uncharacterized. The transcript has a single exon. The record is from RefSeq and is a predicted model, not a curated record. NCBI's taxonomy places the organism in Eukaryota, Fungi, Ascomycota, Dothideomycetes, Mycosphaerellales, Teratosphaeriaceae. The coding region runs from base 144 to 545 and encodes 133 amino acids.
AGGCCAGACUGCAUGACAUAUUGACCGAUUUUCCGUACAAAGAGCAGCUCGAGCUGCUCGCACAAAGUCUCAGCUUCGAUGUCAGGUCUACUAUUGGCAUCCGAUGUGUCAGUAAGCGCCAGGCCUACCUGACUGCCGUUGGUAUGAUUCGUCAGCGAGGUAGCGACAAUGACAAAGCUUUGUUCAACGAUGAGCUGAAGAAGCAGAUGAACGAGGCAAAUCUCGGCGAAUCUCCACCGGUAGCUCUGGAGAAUGAGCCUCAUACGCGCACAACAGCAAGUAGCAGGGCGAGCUCACGGGAUCGAAGCACCAGCCAAGCCUUGAGACUAUGCAACAGUCUGAAAGCUCUUAAUGAGAGUGGUGAUUGGGACGGCAUUUAUCCAGCAUUUGAAGAAGAGACCAAGUUGAGUGAUCGGCCACCCUCUUUCAUGGCCCGGAUGACCUUUAAAGGGAGGACUUUUGAAGCCGAGUCAAGGACUAAGAAGGAAGCCAGGCGGAUGGUAGCUUUGAGAGCGUGUGAUGCCAUGGGCAUAGCAGUCAUGUAGUCAAUGAAUGUCUCUUCCAACAACUUAUUCAUGUAACUACUUACCCUUCCAGUGCGAAGGCGUGAGUGGGGAAGUAAAACAUGUC